Mytilus trossulus (common blue mussel) is the source of this 3744-nucleotide messenger RNA. RefSeq names its product ubiquilin-1-like. Gene Ontology annotation, cellular component: cytosol. Gene Ontology annotation, molecular function: polyubiquitin modification-dependent protein binding. The transcript has 15 exons. The coding region runs from base 64 to 1791 and encodes 575 amino acids. Gene Ontology annotation, biological process: ubiquitin-dependent protein catabolic process. NCBI's taxonomy places the organism in Eukaryota, Metazoa, Mollusca, Bivalvia, Mytilida, Mytilidae. The record is from RefSeq and is a predicted model, not a curated record.
AACUUUAGUAUGCAUCAAACGCGGCAUUGAAUCAGAAUAGUGACAGGUCAAAAUACAGACAUUAUGGCGGACGAACGAAUGGAUGAGUCCCGUAAAACCAUGAAAAUCACGGUUAAAACACCAAAAGACAAGCAGGAAAUGGAAAUAGAUACUAAUGCUCAUGUUAAGGAGUUAAGAGAAAUGGUGUCACAGAAAUUCAAUGCUCCAGUUGAACAGCUUUGUUUAAUAUUUGCUGGAAAAAUACUGAAAGAUGAAGACACUCUAGAACAGCAUCAAAUAAAAGAUGGUUUGACAGUUCAUCUUGUCAUCAAAUCAUCAAACAGAUCCCAAGAACAAGCUGCACAGAGAGCUGCCCCUAUCCCUAGUCCAUCACCUGGAGGAGGAUCAAUACCUAGUUCUACACCUGGGUCACAGCCUGAUGUAGGACAGACCCCAUUUGGACUUGGUGGCCUUGGAGGUUUAGCAGGGCUUGGUAACUUGGGGAUGGGAUCAGCUAACUUUAUGGAGAUGCAACAAAGAAUGCAAAGAGAGAUGAUGGGUAACCCAGAUAUGAUGCGGCAGAUGAUGGAUAAUCCAAUGGUCCAAAACUUGAUGUCUAACCCUGAUGUGAUGAGACAAAUGAUUACUAGUAAUCCACAGAUGAGAGAACUAAUGGAGAGAAAUCCAGAGAUAACACACAUGCUGAACAACCCAGAACUCAUGAGACAGACCAUGGAACUAGCAAGAAACCCAGCCAUGAUGCAGGAAUUGAUGAGAUCGCAAGAUAGAGCUAUGAGUAAUUUAGAAAGUUUGCCAGGUGGAUUUAAUGCCUUACAAAGAAUGUACAGAGAUAUACAAGAACCAAUGUUGAAUGCUGCUCAGGAGGGAAUGGGACAAAAUCCAUUCUCCGCUUUAAUGGGAGGCGGAACAGACAGUGAACAACAGGGUAGAGAAAAUACAGACCCAUUGCCAAACCCCUGGGCUCCAGGAUCAACUCAGUCACCUAGUACCCCCUCCACAACAUCAACCCCAGCCACAUCUUCUGGGACAUCAUCAACACCUAGACAGCCAACAGGAAUGUUUGAUAGCCCAGGAAUGCAGAGUUUAAUGUCCCAAAUUACACAAAACCCACAAUUAAUGGAAAAUAUGUUACAAGCUCCGUACAUGCAGGCCAUGUUGCAGAAUUUAUCGUCAAAUCCAGAAAUGGCACAAAAUAUGUUGUCUGCUAAUCCAAUGUUUGCUGGUAACCCCCAGUUACAGGAACAAAUGAGAACACAGCUACCUAACAUGGUACAACAGAUGCAAAAUCCUAAUGUACAAAGUUUUUUGACCAACCCCAGAGCAAUGCAGGCCAUGAUGAGAAUUCAGGAAGGCAUGCAAGAACUUGAACAAGAAGCUCCAGGAUUGUUUCCAGGGAUGAAUCCAUUGUUAACAAGACCUGGACAAACAACAACAGACACACCUACCACAGGAUCAACAUCCACCUCCAUGACGAGUCCAACAUCACCGUCAACAGAUAGUACCUCAACCACAACAACAGCGGAUACUACAACAUCAACAACUACCACCCCAUCAACACCAGCACCAGUACCAGGACAAGGUCCAGAACAGAUGUCAAAUUUAAUGGCUCAUAUGAUGAGUUUAAUGGCCCAAGGAACUAAUAAUCAACCACCAGAACAGAGAUAUGCUACAGAAUUAGAACAGAUGGCUGCUAUGGGAUUUAUUGAUCGGGAACAGAAUCUCAGAGCAUUGACAGCUUGCAUGGGAAAUGUAAAUGAUGCUAUAGACAGAAUUUUAUCUUCAAGAAGCUGAAUCUUUUUGUUUAGUAUUAUUGUAACUGUGAAUUAUUUGUGUUAUAAAACUACAUUUUCUGAAUACUUCAAAUCUUAUCUAGAUUCAAUGAUUAGCUGUAAACCCAUGCUAUUUUUAGUCUUUGUGGGGAAUUCCCUCAAAGACAUCAACGUCAGUGUUUAACAAUUUCCUAUAGUGUCAACAAUCAUCAACAGACUGGAAACAGAUUCAUUUUUUCAUUGCAGUUUCCAAAUUUUUAAAAUAGAUUUGUUAUAUAUAUUUCAAUUUGUUUAUACAUGUAUCACUGUAAAAAAUUGUUUCAUUAAAAAAAAGAAACCCAAUAAUUUGCUUGACCAUCACACACGGCUUGGGUUUAAUGAAAUUGAAUGCAGAAAUUUAUCUGUUAAUUACAGUACAAAUAUUCCAAAACUUUAGUAAAUUUAUGAUUUUUAGGGUAAUUUUAUGAGGACUAGUUAUGGAAUGAUUUUAUAAUCAGAGAUGUUUAUAUGAUAAGAUGAGAUUUUACUUGCCAAUGAAUUAAACAGAACAAAUGAAAGAUAUAUCACUCAGUUUAAUUGUAAACAUAUAUUUGUCUUUAGUACCAAACAAACUGAUUCUUCUAUAAAUUCAGAAAUUUUGGCUUUGCAUGCAUUUUUUAUUGGGAUUUUUAAAGGAUGUACAAAGGUGCAAGAUUGGUUAUUGCAAUUUAAGGAAAAGCUGCAUACAAAUAUAUGCAUAGGAUAUAAGAAUGCUAGUUCUUAAUAUUGCGAUACAAAACCCAAGACUUUAAAAUGAUUUUGAAAUUUACAAUUUUUAUAUCAAAAUGUCGUAUUGACCAAUUUAACUCAAAACAUUGACCAUUGAUGGUUUCUUAAUUCCAAAUUAUCACAAUUAUGUGCAGGAAAGUGAAUUCUUUAUAAAUUCUUAAUAGACAAAGAUAAAAUAUUUUGUUUAUGAGUUAUAAGUUUCAAUAACAUUGUCUAAUAAGCAAUAUGUUUUUCCUGGUUACUAUAGUUGAACAAUAUUUUAGUUGUCAGACAAUCAGUUACCCAAAUAUUCAAACUUAAAAGUCAAUGAUCUUUUGUUAUUGAAUUACAUGGCAAAUUAAUUAUUGGUUAAAACAUAAUACUAGUGUACUCAAAUAACAUAGUAAUGAAUCUGUCAGACAUGUUAAUUCUGUAAACAGAAUGUGUACUAAAUCCUUUUAAAAAAAUAAGCACAGAUCAAACAUACUAUUAUAUUUUGUAAUUCACAUGUUCUUAUGUAAAUGCCACUUGCCAUGUGUAAUCAUAUAACACAUUGACUUUUAAUAUCUUCCAAAUGAAAUGUUAUAUGUUGACAUGAAUUGAAAAUUUGUAAAGUUUGUCAGUUCAUGAAAUAAUAGAUCACUUUCUUAUAGCUUAAAUUGAUCAUCAUAAACAAACAUACAUUUUGGAAACACAGAAAUAUCCUUUACUAUGCAUCAACACUUUUCUAAUUUCUGAAAGUACUGAGGAACAGUACAGAGUUCAAUGGUUCAAAGCAUUUAGCUUGAUAAAGUGUUCAUCUUAUGUGUCCACAAUAAUGUCAUUCAAUCAAACUGUAAGUUAAAUUACAUACCAAUAACUUCAUUGAUUGAAUUUAUUCUGAGGCACUUUUUAUGUAGUGAUGGGUGGAACUUAUUAAUAUUGUUUUAACAAGGGAGAGAUAUAAUAGUAUUUUGCUUGAACAAGGGACAAAUAUUAAUAUUUUAAUGGGGCAGAUAUUAAUAUUUUGGUUGCAUAAGGGAUGUAUAUUAAUAUUUUGACUGAACUGGCAAUGUUAGCAGUUUACGUUGUGGCAAUAGGGUGGGAUAUAGAUAAAUGAGUUAUUUCCCCUUUGUUAUAUGUUAAAUACAAAUAUUUGUUCUGUUAACCUUUGAACUGUAUGUCUUUAUCAUGUCAUCAAUCUGUAUAUGUAAUUAAAAGAUUUUACAUUAAAAUUGUAAUUUAUGGA